This is a messenger RNA of Diospyros lotus (date-plum), 2416 nucleotides long. RefSeq names its product NADPH-dependent diflavin oxidoreductase 1. Gene Ontology annotation, cellular component: cytosol. Bases 70 to 1926 code for a protein of 618 amino acids. The record is from RefSeq and is a predicted model, not a curated record. NCBI's taxonomy places the organism in Eukaryota, Viridiplantae, Streptophyta, Magnoliopsida, Ericales, Ebenaceae. Gene Ontology annotation, molecular function: NADPH-hemoprotein reductase activity; FMN binding; flavin adenine dinucleotide binding. The transcript has 12 exons.
GUAGAGAUCGAGUCGAGGUUGCUUCGGUUUCAGUCUCAAGAGCAGGAACGAGCAGCCGAACAGGCGGAGAUGCAGGACAAGGGUAAGCUAUUGAUUCUAUACGCAUCCCAGACCGGAAAUGCGUUGGACGCCGCUGAACGCUUGGGCCGCGAGGCUGAGCGCAGGGGCUGUCCCGUCAGGCUCUUCUCCGUGGACGAAUUUGACGCCACGUCGCUGCCAGAUGAGAAGACUGUAAUUUUUGUUGUUUCCACCACUGGGCAGGGAGACACACCGGAUUCCAUGAAGGUGUUUUGGAGAAAACUUUUGCAAAGAAAUCUGGAUGAAGAUUGGCUAGGAGGAGUUCAGUUUGCUGUGUUUGGAUUGGGUGAUUCUGGUUACCAGAAAUAUAAUUUUGUUGCAAAGAGGCUUGAUAAAAGACUUUCAGAUCUUGGAGCAACAGCAAUAAUUGAAAGAGGGCUGGGAGAUGACCAGCACCCUUCUGGGUACGAAGGCGCCCUGGAUCCUUGGAUGUCUUCUUUGUGGAAUGUGCUGUACCAAAAGAAUCCAAAAUUGUUCCCAGAAGGUCCAGAUGUUGCGAUCCGUGAUAUGACAUUGGAUCAACCAAAAAUACAAAUCUCAUAUCAUGAUGUUGCCGAAGUUUUUUCACAAUUUUCAAAUAAUGCAGAUUUGAAGAUGCAAAUUGAGAGGGCUCGCUUAAUGUCUCCUGGAAUAUUUUCUCGAGACAAGAUUAGGCCUGACUGCUUUUUGAAAAUGGUAAAGAAUUGUCCAUUAACUGUAGAAGGCCGUGGACGAGAUGUCCGACACUUUGAACUUGAGCCGCUUUCUUCUCUUAUUGAAUAUAAUGUUGGUGAUGUUCUUGAGAUUCUCCCUGGUCAAAGUCCUACAGCAAUAGAUGCUUUCAUACAGCGUUGUAAUUUGGACCCUGAAGCAUACAUCACGGUCCAUCCCAGGGGUUCAGAUAAUCAAGAAGGUGAUCUAAAGGUCCCUAUCAAAUUAAAAGCUUUCGUUGAAUUGACGAUGGAUGUUGCAUCAGCCUCCCCCCGACGCUAUUUCUUUGAGGUCAUGAGUUACUUUGCCAGUGCUCAACAUGAAAAGGAAAGGCUUCAAUAUUUUGCCUCGCCUGAGGGAAGAGAUGAUUUAUACCAAUACAACCAGAAGGAAAAUAGAACUGUGCUGGAGGUAUUAGAGGACUUUCCUUCUGUACAAAUGCCAUUUGAAUGGCUUGUUCAGCUGGUACCUCCAUUAAAAAUGAGGGCAUUUUCUAUUGCUUCUUCUCAAUCUGCUCAUCCCAAUCAAGUACAUUUGACCGUCAGUGUGGUAUCAUGGACAACACCUUUCAAGAGGAAGCGAGCUGGUCUUUGUUCUGCAUGGCUAGCUGGGCUUGAUCCUCAAAAAAGAGUUGUUAUACCGGCAUGGUUUCAUAAAGGUUCCCUCCCUCCCCCACCACCACAGCUUCCCCUUGUUCUUAUUGGACCUGGAACCGGAUGUGCGCCUUUUCGAGGAUUUGUAGAGCAGAGGGCCUUACUAAGUAGCUCUUGUUCAACUGCUCCAAUUCUUUUCUUCUUUGGUUGCCGUAACAAGGACAAUGACUUUCUAUACAAAGAAUUCUGGUUAUCUCAUUCACAAAAGGGCGGGGUUCUUUCUGAAGAUCGGGGUGGAGGCUUUUUCGUUGCCUUCUCAAGAGACCAGCCAGCCAAGGUUUAUGUGCAACACAAGAUGCGGGAACAGAGCAGGAGGCUGUGGAGUUUGCUGAGCGAGGGGGCUGCCAUCUAUGUUGCCGGUUCUUCAACCAAAAUGCCUGCAGACGUCCUGUCCGCUUUCGAGGAGAUCAUAUCGAACGAAAGUGGGGUUCCCCGGGAAGCUGCAGUCAUGUGGCUUAGAGCACUUGAAAGGGCUGGCAAGUACCAUGUGGAAGCUUGGUCUUGAGCUCCGCCUUAGUUUUUGUUUUUACGUGCAAUUGUAGUGGAUGAGAAUAGAACACCCUGCCUUCUUAAAGGACUCCAAUUUUUAGUGUGUCUGGAGGAGCAAAUAAGUUUAUAAUCAGCAAUUCUUAUACCAUUCUCCACAAGAGCGACACAAUUGACCGAGGAAGAUAUCUCGCCAGCCUGACACAAGCGAGCGGCACUAUUUAGUUGCUAUAAAAACUUCCUCCUUGUUUGUAACAGUUUAUGGAUGGAUAUCUUUACGUGGGAGGUCAUCAUAUAUGCUAGUUGCUAGAGUAGACCUUUUGUAACUGGGAACUUCAAAAUGUUGGGUCUUAUAGUGGGAAUUCAAUAUUUUAGAGUCAAAUCUCCUGAAACUGUGAUUGGGUUCCUGCUUAAUUGGGACUUCCAAAUAAAUGCAGGACAGUAUAUCUGGCUUCAACAAGAGAUUACAGAGGGGUAUUUGGGAUGAUUUUUUUUCUUUCUUUUAUUCU